GGGCCUGGGUAGCUUUCUCAUCUCGGGAGUCUCGUCUUUGUUUAGAAAAACUCGAUCCGUUCCCCUUCUCGCCCCGCGGCUUGCGAACCCUAGAAAUUCUGAGAGAGAGAUUUUUUUUUCCCAUCGUCGUUUGCUUUCGGGUUUGUUUCGAGAUCCGUCGUUUGUGAGCUUGUUCUGGGUUCGAGAUCUGCGAAGAGGACCAGCAGAUUCGUCGCGUGCCUCCGGGGUUUUCCGUUGAACUAAUUUGAUGUGCUAUGGAGUCCAAGGGUGGCAAAAAGUCUAGCAGUAGUAGUUCCUCCCUCAUGUACGAAGCUCCCCUCGGCUACUGCAUCGAAGACCUCCGCCCUGCCGGCGGCAUCGAGAAGUUCCGCUCUGCUGCUUACUCCAACUGCUCGAGGAAGCCAUCUUGAUAUCCCUCUCCAGCCUCAUCCUAAUUGCUUAGAAUUUCUUCCCAUUAUCAUUCCCCAGUUCUAAAAAAUCAUUCAGUCCAGCUGUUUGUUGGUGACUGGUAAAUUCUUUCUCCCACCACCAACUCUGCAUCCCUUUCUGAAACAAUGGCCGUACUGUCGGUUGCUGACCUUACCCCGGUCUCUGCGAUCGGGUUUGAGGGAUUUGAGAAGCGCCUGGAGAUAACAUUCUCUGAGGCUCCUGUUUUUUCUGACCCCAACGGCAGGGGUUUGCGUGCGCUGUCGCGUGCCCAGAUUGACUCUGUUCUUGAUCUUGCGAAGUGCACCAUUGUAUCUGAACUCUCCAACGAAGACUUCGACUCGUAUGUCCUUUCUGAAUCAAGCCUGUUUGUGUACCCGUACAAGGUUGUGAUCAAGACCUGUGGUACUACUAAGCUCCUGCUGGCCAUUCCAAGAAUUCUUGAGCUUGCUGAGGAAUUGUCGCUGCCUCUUUCUGCUGUGAAGUACUCCCGUGGGACAUUCAUAUUCCCUGAAGCACAGCCCGCUCCACACAAGAACUUUGCUGACGAGGUUGCCUUCCUGAAUGGCUACUUUGGUAACCUCAAGUCUGGAGGCAAUGCCUAUGUUAUUGGUGAUCCUGCAAAGCCAGGGCAGAACUGGCACGUCUACUAUGCCACCCAGCAGCCUGAGCACCCUGUGGUUAACCUUGAGAUGUGCAUGACUGGUCUGGACAAGAAGAAAGCUUCUGUCUUCUUCAAGACCUCAGCUGAUGGCCACACAUCCUGCGCUAAAGAGAUGACCAAGCUCUCUGGUAUCUGUGACAUAAUCCCGGAGAUGGAGAUCUGUGAUUUUGAUUUCGAGCCAUGCGGUUACUCCAUGAACGCCACCCAUGGCCCUGCUUUCUCAACCAUUCAUGUCACUCCAGAGGACGGUUUCAGCUAUGCCAGCUAUGAAGUCAUGGGCUUGGACCCUGCCUCCAUUUCAUAUGGUAACCUGGUUAAGAGGGUGCUGAGCUGCUUUGGCCCUUCUGAAUUCUCUGUUGCUGUGACUGUUUUCGGUGGUCGUGGUCACGCUGAGACAUGGGCUGAGAAGCUGGUCAUAGGGGCCUAUGAUAGUACCAACAUGGUUGAGCAGGAGCUGCCUGCCGGUGGCUUGCUCAUCUACCAGAGCUUCACUUCGAUCGGUGAAGUCCCCACUGGGUCGCCGAGAUCUGUCCUGAGUUGCUUCGCUGAUGAGCAUGUGGAGAGCGGCCCCAAGGUGGGUAAGAUGGAUGCUUAUCUCUGCUGGGAAGAAGAUCAUGUGGACGACACCGAUGUGAGGGAUGGCAAGAAGAUGAGGAGCUCCUGAUGGUGAUAUUUGCCUUGCUAGUUUAAACAAACGAUAUAUGCUUGCUGGUUUAAAUGAGCUGCCCUGGCUCUGUUAGGGCGUACUAUCCUUUUUUCUGUUCUGAUGCUAUGUUAUUGCGUAUAUUUGUAUUCUGUGGCCGGUGUUUUCUGCCGCGGUGAGUUAGAUGUAUGCAUACUUGUAUCAGAAAGGCACUAUGUUUUAUGAAUAUAAAUAAGUUCUGUUGAACAAAUGUUCUUUUA
Brachypodium distachyon (stiff brome) is the source of this 1993-nucleotide messenger RNA. RefSeq names its product S-adenosylmethionine decarboxylase proenzyme. NCBI's taxonomy places the organism in Eukaryota, Viridiplantae, Streptophyta, Magnoliopsida, Poales, Poaceae. Gene Ontology annotation, cellular component: cytosol. Gene Ontology annotation, molecular function: adenosylmethionine decarboxylase activity. The record is from RefSeq and is a predicted model, not a curated record. Gene Ontology annotation, biological process: spermidine biosynthetic process; spermine biosynthetic process. The transcript is spliced from 3 exons. Bases 555 to 1754 code for a protein of 399 amino acids.